Messenger RNA from Musca domestica (house fly), 820 nucleotides. RefSeq names its product cysteine-rich DPF motif domain-containing protein 1. The record is from RefSeq and is a predicted model, not a curated record. The transcript has a single exon. Bases 90 to 560 code for a protein of 156 amino acids. Lineage: Eukaryota; Metazoa; Arthropoda; Insecta; Diptera; Muscidae.
UUAAUUUGUUUUCCUCACAAUUGGCCAUGGCGGUACUAUCUCAAAAAGCAUCUUGAAAAACACCCAUUACUAACUUGAUUUCCAAUAAUAUGCCCCAAGAUAAUCAAGAAAUUCCACCAGCUACAAUGGUCGCCGAAAAUAAUCCAGGAGUAGCUAAAACAAAAGACGCAGAGGAUACGACAAAAAGUAAAGACGAAACCAAGGAAUCCACCACCGAUGAUGAACGUGUAACAUUCCAUUGCAAAUUAUGUGGUCUCCACGAAAGGGUACACUACCUUGGUCGGGAUCCACCAUUUGUUUAUGGUCUUGAGUUUUGUGAACCCACCUACAUUAUGCGUGAUCCCUUUCAACCGCCCAUACCUAAGUGGAAAUCAAAACCGGAGUAUUUUAUAGCAAUAGGAGCCUAUUGUAUACGAUGCAAUGAAAUGGUGUGUAAGGAUAAUGCAUGUAGUUUUUAUUUUAAAAACACCUAUUGUCUGACGUGUACAAAGAUAGUGGCGAAUACAUUUCCAAUGGAUAUUCAAGUCAAACUAAAGAAACAACUUUCGAUGGUGCAUUAAGCAAUGGAAUAUAGUUUUUUACACGCCUUAACAUUAUAUGGGGGCACCACAUGAAUUGUUAACCACAAUUUUCUGUCGACUGGAUUCACGAUUGAACCGAAUGCACUGAAAAAAAUCAGGACUAAUCUAUGACAUUGUUAUACAAUACCAACUUGACAUGAAUUUCUAGAUUGUUUAACAAUUUAUCUUUUAUUACCAUAUAUAUUAAUAUAAUAUAAAAAAAUGCGUUAAAUACAGUCAGGGAGAAACAUUAAUUAAAA